AUGGCUAGCAACAGUUUAAAUGUUCCCUCCUUUCCUAGUACGAAUUCACAACAACGUAUCUCUACUGCUGAUACCACUGUUAGGGUUAAAGUCUCCCUCAAACCAGGUAGAUCGUUAAUGGAUUGGAUCAGAUUAGGACGAAGUGGUCAAGAUCUCACUGGUGUUGGGGGCCAAAUUUUAGAAGUUUCAGAAGAAGAACUUGCCAAACAUAAUACACAAGAAGAUGGCUGGUUGUCUUUAAGAGGUAAAGUCUAUAAUGUCACGCCAUAUAUGGAAUAUCAUCCUGGUGGUAUAGAUGAAUUAAAAAGAGGCCUAGGUAAAGAUGCCACACAACUUUUUGAUGAGAUACACAAGUGGGUGAAUGCUGAAUCUAUGUUAGAGAAGUGUUUGGUGGGCAAAUUAGUAACUACUAGUGUCAGCCAAAGAAAAGGUAACAAUACAUAUUCAUGGUUUAAACAGAUAUAUUCAUCUUAUUUAAUUUGCUUGAAUAGUCUCUUUAAGAUGAAGAAUAAUAAACUAAAACCACAGUUUGAUUGGUAUCAGACUAAUAAAACUAUAACGUUGGUUGUUUAUACUAAAUGGGGUGAUAUGUCAUCAGAAUAUGUUAUAAUUAGUAAGGAAGAUAAAGAGUUAACUGUUAAUGUAAAUAUUAAAGACCUCACAUUCAUUAUACAUACAGAAUUAGAAGAUGGAGUAUCUUGCGAUUAUUCAAUAAAAACUAGUAAAGAUGGAAAAGUAGAAAUAGUGUUACCGAAAAUACAACUCGACAAGCAAUGGUCGGGGCUGGGAAAAUCUUUAGAUAAACACUGCACUUACAAGAAAACAACAGAAUUAGCUGUACAAUAUCAUGAAUGUAAACUGGAAUCUGUUUGUAAUAUUACUCAUGAUGUCAAAUUAUUUUGUUUACGACUACCUGAAUCCACAUGGAUGUGUGUACCAAUAGGAUAUCACAUACAUGUACAUCAUAUCAUAUCAGGAAUGGAAAUAGUAAGAAGUUAUACGUGUGUUUCACCAAGUUUAACCAAUGUUGAUAAUACAGAGGGUAAAGGACGUCUGAUUUAUUUAAUGAUAAAGAUUUAUCCAGAUGGAGCAAUAACACCCUGGUUAAACAGUCUUAAUAUAGGUGAUACUGUUGACAUUAGUAACUAUGACGGUCAUUUUAACAGUCAACGUUUGGACAAUGACCACCAACUAGUAUUAUAUGCAGCUGGGACUGGCUUUACACCUAUGGUUAGAUUAAUACAUAGAAGUCUACAAGAAAACUCCAAAAUAAAGUCUGUUAAAUUGUUAUUUUUUAAUAAAAAACUAGAAGAUAUAGUGUGGAAAGAUCAACUAGAUCAAUUGGCAACUAACUCUAAAAACAGAUUUGAAGUCAAGUAUAUUUUAUCAGAGGCAGAUGACAGCUGGACUGGCUUAAAAGGUCGUAUCCGAAAGGAACUAGUUUCUGACCAUUUACCGAAAACUGUUGAUAGUAAUACUAAAUUAUUAGUAUGUGCUUGUGGUCCAAUACCUUUUACUAAAGAAGUAAUGAGGUAG
Lottia gigantea (owl limpet) is the source of this 1536-nucleotide messenger RNA. RefSeq lists its product as hypothetical. Lineage: Eukaryota; Metazoa; Mollusca; Gastropoda; Lottiidae. The record is from RefSeq and is a predicted model, not a curated record. Gene Ontology annotation, molecular function: heme binding; oxidoreductase activity. Bases 1 to 1536 code for a protein of 511 amino acids. Gene Ontology annotation, biological process: generation of precursor metabolites and energy; superoxide metabolic process. The transcript is spliced from 10 exons. Gene Ontology annotation, cellular component: endoplasmic reticulum.